This is a messenger RNA of Rhinopithecus roxellana (golden snub-nosed monkey), 2779 nucleotides long. RefSeq names its product carbonic anhydrase 5B (gene CA5B). The record is from RefSeq and is a predicted model, not a curated record. Gene Ontology annotation, cellular component: cytoplasm; mitochondrion. The coding region runs from base 295 to 1248 and encodes 317 amino acids. The transcript is spliced from 9 exons. Gene Ontology annotation, molecular function: carbonate dehydratase activity; zinc ion binding. Lineage: Eukaryota; Metazoa; Chordata; Mammalia; Primates; Cercopithecidae.
CAGGGCACGAGGGGACGUAGCUCUGAUCGGCUGGCGUGCAGGCUGCGGAUCCCCGGAGACUAGCGAGCGGCUAGGUUCGUGAUCUGGAGAGACGCUCAGCACCAGGGUUGGAAUUCACUGAAAUGCCAAAAGCAGCAAGGGCACCGUUCUCUGUGCCUGUACACACCUGCCCUCUUCUCCCUGGAGCCAGGCAAAAAGCUACAACCACUCACAAUUGGAACGCAGUAAAGGUUGAAUGAAUUGUUAUUAGGUUCCUGCAACUUAACUGGGAACUGAUCAAGAUUUCAAGCUAAGAUGGUGGUGAUGAACAGCCUAAGGGUCAUUCUUCAAGCAUCUCCAGGCAAAUUGCUGUGGAGAAAGUUCCAGAUUCCGGGAUUCAUGCCAACGAGGCCCUGCAGCCUCUACACUUGUACUUACAAAACCCGGAACCGAGCCUUGCAUCCACUCUGGGAGAGCGUGGACCUGGUUCCCGGGGGUGAUCGACAAUCACCCAUCAACAUUCGGUGGAGGGACAGUGUUUAUGAUCCUGGCUUAAAACCGCUCACCAUCUCUUAUGACCCAGCCACCUGCCUCCACGUCUGGAAUAAUGGGUACUCUUUCCUCGUGGAAUUUGAAGAUUCUACAGAUAAAUCAGUGAUCAAGGGAGGACCCCUGGAACACAACUACCGAUUGAAGCAGUUCCAUUUUCACUGGGGGGCCAUCGAUGCCUGGGGUUCUGAGCACACCGUGGACAGCAAAUGCUUCCCAGCAGAGCUGCACUUAGUGCAUUGGAAUGCAGUCAAAUUUGAAAACUUUGAGGAUGCAGCACUGGAAGAAAAUGGUUUGGCGGUGAUAGGAGUAUUUUUAAAGCUAGGCAAACAUCAUAAAGAGCUACAGAAAUUAGUGGAUACUUUGCCAUCAAUUAAGCAUAAGGACACCCUUGUGGAAUUUGGGUCAUUUGACCCUUCCUGCCUGAUGCCUACCUGCCCAGAUUACUGGACCUACUCAGGGUCUCUGACCACCCCACCCCUCUCCGAGUCUGUCACCUGGAUCAUUAAGAAGCAACCAGUAGAGGUUGAUCAUGAUCAGCUUGAGCAAUUUCGAACCCUGCUUUUCACUUCUGAAGGGGAGAAGGAGAAAAGAAUGGUGGACAACUUCCGCCCUCUUCAGCCACUGAUGAAUCGCACUGUCCGUUCAUCCUUCCGGCAUGAUUAUGUGCUGAAUGUACGAGCGAAACCCAAGUCGGUGACCAGCCAAGCAACCCCCUAAAACAUUCAUAUCUAGGCAGUAUUUUGCUUUUGCUAUAAUAUAUACUAGCUUACUAAAAAUUGCUAACUAGACUAUUCUAAGUGCCUGCAUUUGAUAAUAUUUACAGAUGAGCAUCUCUUAGCAUGAGAGUGCUUCAUCAGUCUUUGAGGAAAGCGAUUUGGUACCAGCUAAGAGACACAAAUUUCUCUUGCAGCUACCUGUUGGUAAUUGUAAUGCCUUUUUUUUUUUCUUUGAGAGACUAGGUCUUGCUCUGUUGCCCAGGCUAGAGUGCAGUGGCCCAGUGAGAGCUCACUGCAGCCUUGAACUCCUAGGCUCAAGCAGUCCUUCUGCCUUAGCCUGUGGAGUAGCUGGGGCUACAGGUGCUGGCCACCUGGCCCGGCUUGUAAUAUCUUUUUAUGUCUGACAUUUUUGAGCUAUCUUUUUUAUGUUUAUCCAUUAGUGGUUCUAUAGCACUAUACGUAGGGAUUAUAAUCAAAAGUAAGGCACAGACACUGACCAGAACUCAGGCCUUUCAGAAACAGCCUGUUGGCCCAGACUGGUACUUCGUGGCUGAACAUUGGCCAUGGUUUAGAUGUAUUUUAUUUUAUAACAUGAAUGUGUAUUCUUUCAUAAGGACUUAUCAAUCAGUACAUUUGCCCCAGUGUUUAGUUGUUACAAGGACAUGAUACGCUUACUUACUAUCGAUUUAUGAUGUAGAAAAUAUAUUUUGUAAUUAUAAGAAAAUAAGACUUUUCCUAUACCCAGAAAUCCCUUUGCAUUUCCAAAGAUCAGAUAUUUUACUUAAAGGUCUGAUCAUAUAGGAAAUAUAUGCAGAAUAUUUUAAAGAAAAUGCUUGGCACGGUGGCUCACACCUGUAAUCCAGCACUUUGGGAGGCUGAGGCGGGAAGAUCACUUGAGGUCAGGAGUUCGAGACCAGCCUGGCCAACAUGAUGAGACCCUGUCACUACUAAAAAUUUAAAAAAUUAGCCAGGCAUGGUGGUGGGCACCUGUAAUGCCAGCUACUUGGGAAGCUGAGGCUGGAGAAUCGCUUGAACCCAGGAGGUGGUGGUUGCAGUGAGCCAAGAUCGCACCACUGCACUCUAGCCUGGGCGACAGAGUGAGACUCCAUGUCUAAUAAAAAAGAGAAGAGAAGAGAAAGGAUGCUUAAAGUGCCUAGAACUUAGAAUUCUUUCAUUGUACAUUUCCAGAAAUAUUUUUCAAAGGACUAGUAAUCUAAUAGCCUAUGGUUUAUAAUAUUAUUUUGUAUUGUUUGCACACUGUUACAUAGUAUAUAAUGAUAACGUUUUCUACAGUGAAAGAGCUAUCCUGUCUUCACUUUACAACUGUCUGAACUUUAUUUACUCAUUAGUCAAGGUUCUUUGCAAGGCAGGUGAUUAACUUAAAUCUCUCAGUUUAUACAGUGCUUUAAAAAACUUUUGUUAUGGUAAUAGGGAGAGAAACUUAUCAGAUAGGCUAAAAUCUAGAUAAUUCUACAUAUUCUGAGGAAUUCGUGCCCCCGUGUCUCUUGCUUAUAAAUAUCUUGGAAUGUUUC